CGGACUGGCUCUCGCUCCGGCUCCGGCUCCGGCCCCCGAAGGAUGCGGCGCGCCCAGGAUGCUGCCGCGCCUGCUCGUGUCGCUGGCGACGCUCCUCUGCCUGUGCCCGGGCCCGGGUGCGCACGGGACAGAACUGCCCAGCCCUUCAUCUGUGUGGUUCGAAGCAGAAUUUUUCUCCCACAUCCUCCACUGGACUCCCAUCCCGAAACCAUCCAACAGCACCUACUAUGAAGUAGAGCUUCUGAGGUAUGGGUUAGAACCCUGGAAGCGCAUCCCCAGCUGUAACCAGACUCAGGUGCUGUUCUGUGAUCUCACUAUGGUGACCCUGGACCUGUACCACAAUAAUGGCUACCGAGCCAAAGUCCGCGCAGUAGAUGGAAACCAGUCCUCCAACUGGACAUUAACCAACACCCGCUUCUCCAUGGAUGAAGUGAAUCUGACGGUUGGCAGCGUGAAGCUGGAGGUGGAGAACGGCAUCAUCCUCGGGAAGAUCCAGCCCCCCAGGCCCAGGAUAGCCCCUACAGGAGACACUUACGAAAGCAUCUUCCAGCACUUCCGCGAGUAUAAGAUUGAGAUUCGCAAGGUGCCAGGGAACUACACGUUUACAAAAACAGUAAAACAUGAAAACUUUAGCCUCUCACCCCCUGGAAAACUGGGAAAUUUCUGUGUCAAGGUGAAGCCAUCUGUGAGCUCUCGAAUGAACAAUGGGAUAUGGUCGAAGGAGGAGUGCAUCGUGCUCACUUAUCAGUAUUUCACCGUGACCAACCUCAGCAUCUUCUUCACCUUCGUCCUGCUGCUGUGCGGAGCUCUGGCCUACUGCCUGGCCCUCCAUCUGUACGUGUGGCACCGGAGGAAGCUGCCCCCUGUCCUGAUCUUCAAGAAGCCCCAGCCCUUCAGCUUCAUCAGCCAGCUUCCCUGCCCUGAGCCCCAGGACACCAUCCACCCCCUGGAUGAAGAGGCCUUCCCCAAAGUGUCCUCAGAGCUGAAGAACUUGGAGCUGCAUGGCAGCACGGACAGUGGCUUUGGCAGUGCCAAGCCAUCACUGCAGAAUGAAGAGCCCCAGUUCCUCCUCCCUGCCUCCCACCCCCAGGCUGAGGGGACCAUGGGAAAGGGGCUGUCCCCGGAGCCAGGGAGCAGCUGCAGUGGUGGCAGCAGCAACAGCACGGACAGCGGGAUCUGCUUGCAGGAGCCCAGCCUGAGUCCUAGCACUGGACCAAGCUGGGAGCAGGGUGGGGAACAGCCAGAGGACCAGGAUGACAGUGGUAUUGGCCUAGUCCCAAACUCCGAGGGGCAGCCUGGGCAUGAGCGGAGUGACUCUGCCUUGGGCCACAUUGAUCCCCCUGGGCCUGAGGCACCUGGGGAAGAAGACCUCACCUUCCGGGGCUACCUGAAGCAGACCAGAUGCACAGAGGAGAAAGCAGCCAAGACAGACUGCCUGGAGGAAGAGUCCUUCUCUCCGGAUAGCCUUAGCCCCAAGUUCAGGACCUGCCUGGAGGCAGGCUGGCCUCCACCGGCCCUGGCCAAGGGCUAUUUGAAACAGGACCCAGGAAUGACUGUCACUCCCUCAGGGACCUCAACUGGACAGUGGAACCAGCCAAUGGAGGAAUGGUCACUCCUGGGCUUGACCAGCUGUGGUGACCUCAGAGCAUCUGACUGGAGCUUGGCGCAUGAUCUUGCCCCUCUGGACUGGGUGGCAGGCCCCAGGGGUCUCCUGGGCAAAUUUGACUCAAACCUGGCCACCCUGCCACUGAUCUCCAGCCUCCACUCAAGCGAGUGACUCAAGCUGAGGGGCUGAUUUGAUUUCGGCCACGAGGGGCCCCAGGGGUCAGAAAUGAUGGCCAGUGUGGGCACUCCUGCAAGCCCAGUGGAGCCAGCCCAAGCCAGGCCCAGCAGGGCCAGCCAAGGUACCCAGGGCAGAAAGAGACAAUCUUUCUAAACUGUCACAGGGUGUAUGAGUGGCAUUGGCUGGUUGUGCCAAGAGGGCUCCAAGGUCUCUGGCAGAGCCGGGAAGGGCAGGGUGGGGCUCUUCCUAUACUCUGAUGGAUUAUCUGCUCAGGGGAAUCACAAGGUUUUCUGGAAUUGUGCUGAGGCCCCAGCUGAAGUCAGUUCAGACCCAGGCCUCCCCCUUCGACCAGGCAAGUGCCAGGGCCUCCAGCAGGACAGAGGGCUGGGAGGGUUGGGGCUUGAGGGUUUCCCUGCAGGGGUCACUCCUUGGAGGACAAAGGAGAAAACAGAGACCACAUUUGAUCUCUGGGAUGGUGUGAACUGGUCAGCCUGGGAUGGUCACCUGGAGAAGCUUCCCAGCUGGCAGUCCUCCCAGGCAGGGAGCUUAUCAUGGAAGAUCUUAAGAUGCAUCUCCCCUAGCCGGCCAGUCUGCCAACCACUGUUACAGAGCCAGAGGGGGAUGUAGCCCCUGUGGCUGAGCCACUCACUACCUCCACCCUGUUGCCCCCAACAUCUUGCUGACAGCACCAGAGAAACCAUGGUUCUCUGUAUUGGUCAAAAGUCUACCCUUCAGGUGGUCUCUGAGCUUGGGCACCAGCUCACCUGCCCCAGUGUAGGUUUUGGGACCUACACUUGUGUUUACUGCUAAAAAUCCCGCUGAAGACCACCAGGACAUGGCACUGGGCUCAGAUCCCUGCUAUCUAGGAGUCAGCUAUGUGAGCAUGGGCCAGCCACUUCUCAGGGGGCUUGUUAUCCUCUGAUAACACGGGUGGAAUAAUGACUUAAUCUCCAGUGGCCUCCAUGCCGGAUGUUAACCCAGCUGGCAUCAGGGGUGACGUCUGCAGCCCGGUUUGACCCUGGCUGGGGGGAAAGUGGACUGCGGAGCUCCUAUCUGCACAAAGCCAGCUUCGUUCUCAUGCUGAGGAUGAGCAGAUUUAACAGAACUCCGUGGUGUCAAGCUAAGACAACUCCCAGACCCUGGGCCCAGAAAGGGGACAGGUGUGGGUCCUGCCUCCCCACUCAGUUUGGAUUCUAUCUUCAAAGCCAGUUUACAGUCCAUGGCAAGGAAGCUGGAAAUGACAGGCCUGGGGUCUGCCCCCACACACACACCUGAGGGUCACCUCUCGGCCCUGCAUUUUUCUGGGCAUUCUGAGAAGAGACACUCUAGCUCAGGGAAACCACCCCCUACUCUCCCACCACACUCUCCCAAGAGGCUCCCACGUGCUAGUCUGAUAAUUGAACUCCCUCUGGAAACUUAGGCUCAUGGGAAGAUUUCUCAAGGUUCCCCAGGAAGGUUUAUUUAUUUAUUUUGUUCACUUAUUUAUUGAAGCAGUGGCAUGGUACAGUGCAAGAAUUCUGGGUAUUUCAAGAACCUGGAGGUUCUAGUUCUGACCCCUCUGUUUCUGGUGUUUCCUCAUCUGUAAACUGAAGCAACUUGGCUUCUUGAUCUGUAGAAAAGCAUAUACCUGACGUGCAGUUCCCAGGGAUGCGAGGCCUUGCCGAGGCAGUGGAUCCCCGUGUGCCUUGAAUACAAAGCUCUUUGUAAGUCAGUGACGUAUGUCUUUUUAUCUUCAAUAAAUUGUCAGGACCUCAGGA
Nyctereutes procyonoides (raccoon dog) is the source of this 3540-nucleotide messenger RNA. RefSeq names its product interleukin 10 receptor subunit alpha (gene IL10RA). NCBI's taxonomy places the organism in Eukaryota, Metazoa, Chordata, Mammalia, Carnivora, Canidae. The transcript is spliced from 7 exons. The record is from RefSeq and is a predicted model, not a curated record. Gene Ontology annotation, molecular function: protein binding. Bases 59 to 1777 code for a protein of 572 amino acids.